UGAGCUGAAAGGUGUCAGCCUCAUUAAAGUGAAAUUCAAGGACAUCAAGGAUUGGUCCAACCUAGCAAUGCCAUGAGAAUAAUGGGGAUUUUUGCCAAACCUGACCAUAUUAACAUGACAUAUUCAAAGACUCAGCUUUAGCAUUCACUGACUCUAUUAUUGAUCUGUGACAAUCUUUGUGACCCUGGCAGCCUGGGGACAAUUCUGAAAUCUCCCGCUGAGGCAGGCUACAGCAAAGUGUUUCAAACUCUGAAAGGCUGUGUGGAUUCCUGAGAGCCCAAAGCGCUAUGGGUGGGUAUGGGUGCACGUUUCCAGGUACCCAGUAUUGAUAAUCUGAAAGCGGAAAUAGUGCCACAUUACUUGCCUCCUGACACCCAGGCCCAUGUGGCUGACAACUAAAGCCUUUAUGCUCAGGCUCAGAUGUCUAGUAAAGCCAUUGACUAUGGCUUGGUGUGUGACUGGCAAUACCUGAAGUUUCACAAGUACGAAGAAAAGUAAGGUCUAGAAACUGGAGCCAGUAAAAGUUGGCUGCCUGAUACUGAGCUUCAGAGUCACGACUUGGACUGGACAGAGGCACCAGCAGCUGUGGUGGUUGGCGGUGAGAUUCACGGCAUGAGCCUGGAGUCUCUGUAGUUGGCUGAGAGCACUGGCGGCAAGAGGCUGCUGAUCCCUGUCGCCCCUGUCAUGAACAGCCUCAACGGCAUGACUGCACGCAACCUGCUUUUUAACGGGAAGAGACAACUGUGGGUGAGGGCAGAACACUUAAGCAGGGACAGGAGUUACUACUGA
Sapajus apella (tufted capuchin) is the source of this 789-nucleotide messenger RNA. It is a transcript of the gene MRM3, whose product is annotated as mitochondrial rRNA methyltransferase 3. Gene Ontology annotation, molecular function: RNA binding. The record is from RefSeq and is a predicted model, not a curated record. Lineage: Eukaryota; Metazoa; Chordata; Mammalia; Primates; Cebidae.